GGUUCAGUCUUGACAAGCGCGUUCGACUGAAGACAAAUUCACUCCUGAUUUUCAGCUCUUUAGGUUUUAUAAACUAGAUUCUGCAUUGCCUCAUCACUCAGCUGGAUCCGUGUGCUUAAUGCCAUGGUGGACUGGCCGGGACGAGCCUUUCAGCUGAAUCCGGACAACCAAAUGGGAGCCGGGACAGCCUUUGCAAGCUUGUGGUAGUAACCGGGUCCUUGGAUACAGUCAACCUGCUCCAAAGUGCCUCCAAUUCCUGCUCAAAGUGAAACCCAAACAGCUUUCACGGUGGAAACGAGAAGAAGAGCAAAGAUGAAUGCUGUGCGUGGGGGCACAGUUACUUGGCGUCCCCAGCCCUGGCAGGACGGGGAUGGGGGAGGAGGAGAGCCUCUGUCGGACAGUGACUCAGAGGAGGAGGACUUCCCUGAUGACAGCACUACCCCACUCGGGGACUACAUUACACAAGGAUUGAAGCAGCUCCUGGAUGCUCAGCAGCUGUGUGACGUCACUCUGCUUGUCGAGGGAAAGAAGUUCAUGUGUCACAGAGUUCUCCUAGCAGCUGUGAGCCCGUACUUUCGAGCCAUGUUCACCAGCCCUCUAGUGGAGUCUCGCCUCACUGAGAUCCGCCUGGAGGAAGUGACACCAUCUGUCAUGGAAACUGUCAUCCAGUUUGUGUACACUGGUGAGGCAGGGCUCUCUCUGGACACAGCUGAGGAUCUGUUUGUGGCUGCGAACCGGCUUCAGGUUAUGCCCCUUCAAGACCUGUGCUCCAGGUUUCUAUUUGAGCACCUCUCAGUGGAUAACUGCCUGGGGAUGUACUCUCUGGCUCGCUCUCACCAUGACCAGCUGCUGCUGCGUGCCUCCCUGCGGCUGGUAGCUCAACACUUCCCCCGGGUGGCCCGGCAGAAAGAUUUCCUCCUACUAGACCAUGGCACCUUAGGCAGUCUUCUGAGCUCAGAUCACCUGGGGGUGGACUCGGAAGCGGAGGUCUACGACGCAGCACGGCGCUGGGCAGAGCACCAACCCCUGAAUCGCUAUGCCCACAUGCCCGCACUGCUUCACCACUUGCGGCCAGGGCUGCUAUCCCAAGAAGAGAGCCGAAGACUAAGCCAGGAGCUGGGGCCUGCUGCAGCUGGUGAGGGCCUUGGGGGGCCUCUGAGACCACGGGAGGGCAUGUUUGAGAAAAAGAUUGUCUGUGUGGACCUGACACCUCGGGAAGAUGAGAAUUUAGCUGGGAGAGACUACACAGUGGACUGCUUUGAUCCUCGGACAGGGAAGUGGGAGAAGCUGGCAGCGUUGGGUUCACUCGUGAGUCCCGGCUGCACAGCUGUGGGUGACAGGCUGUUUGUAGCCGGUGGGAUCCUGCGGACAGGCUCUGUGUCUGCAGCCAUGCAUGAAUAUGAUGCAGUGUUGGACCGCUGGAUAGAGCGGCCUUCAAUGGUCCAGCCCAGGGCUAUGCUAGGUCUUCUGGAAUGUGGAGAGUCACUGUAUGCCUUAGGUGGAAGUAACCGCUCAGCCCUGCUGGACUCCAGUGAGACCCUGGAGCUGACUACGCUAAGGUGGGGUCAGGGGCCCCGGCUGCCACUCCCCCUGCGCGCCUUUGCCUGUGCAGCACUACGUGGACGACUUUACCUUCUGGGUGGAACUACGCUUGAACAGAACCGGGCUGUGGUCCACUCAGGUGUGCUUAUUUAUCACACCCUGACAGACUGCUGGACACGUGUGGCACUGGACUCUGGCGCCACCUGCCUCGCUGGAGGAGUAGCAGUGCGAGGAGGAGUCUGUGCAAUCGGGGGAUACAUGAGGGAUACCACCAAGUUCCUGGAUGGAAACUAUACCAACCUGGAGACCUUAGAUGCCACUGGACGUGUGCUGUUUUUCAGAGAGGGCAGGGGGUCUGGGUUAGAGAGGGAGGUGACAGGGGGAGGGGUGAUGGUCACUGCAGAGCAGCGGGGAUGCGCAGGUGGUGGAAGUGACCGAGCCCCAAGCCCUGUGGUUUUUCCUGGGCUGCCACGGCGGAUUGCAGCUGGUGGUGUGGCCAGGUGGAAAAGGAGGAUUUAUGUGUUGGGCGGGGAAAACGGCUCUCGUUUCUAUGACAGUGUGUACUGCUGGAAGCCGGGAUGGCGCAGCUGGGUCCAGAGACGUGAAAAACUCCCUGGGGAUACUGGAGGGGUGAGCCAGUUUGGCUGUACCACUUUAAAAUUCCCUAAGAAACACAUCCUGUCCAGACUGAGACUAGCCAAAGAAAACUGCAAGUAGGCUGCUGACUAGCUUGACAGGGACCAGAAUGACUGAAGUUGAGGCAGCUGGUCAUGUGACGCAGAGAUGAGCUCUAGGCUGAGUUUGAAUUAGCUCCUCCUUAACCUCAUGAAAUGUUGGUACUGAGAUGAAGUCAGAAAGGAGAAACAUGGAGUGCAACUACAGAGCAGGCCAGACAUAGCUUGGUAAAACAAGCGGAGAGAGCAAGUGGAGCCCGAAAUUGGCUAAAAACAGGCAACAUGCACCUGAAUGUAACCUAAUCUGGAAGUUGUCAGAACUGUAAAUUCCUUUGAGAGUAAAAAGGUCCAUUUAAUUGUUUUCUUGAAGUGUUAUGUAAUCAGCUUUUUGCUGGUGUUAUACAUUAAAGACUGUUUGGGGCAUAUUUCAGUACUGUUAAUUUUUGGGCAGCGUUUAGUUUAGAUACAGGCAUACCUGUAACUUUCUCAUAAGGCUAUGUUCCACUGAUUUGCCUAAACACUCAGGGCUGCUGCAUGCUCGUUGCAGAGGGUGCCACAAACCUCCCAUGUGCUAUAAAAACCACAUGCAAUUACUUCACUAUGCUGGCGCAUGGGCCUGCUGUGUUCCAGUCAUUUUUUGGAACUCUGCAUGUGAGGGAGCUUGGCUCCUUGCUAGUGAUUGGCUCAGUUGUAUCAUGAUCUCAGUGCUAGUGAUGUUUUAUACCCACUUAUUUUCUUUCUAAUCCAAUACAAAGUAAAACCCAGAUCAGUAUCACCAAUACCAGUGUUGAUACGUUGUACAAAAAAAUGACAAGGUCCCACGCCUAUACACUGGUCAGCCAUAACAUUAUGGUGGAAUGAAUAACACUGAUUAUCUCGAUACAGUGGCACCUGUCAGUGUGUGGGGUAUAUUAGGCAGCAGGUGAACAUUCAGUUCACAAAAUUGAUGGUUUGGAAGCAGGAAAAACGGGCAAGCCUAAGGAUCUUAGUGACUGACAAGAUCUAAACUGUGAUGUCUAGACGACUGGGUCAGAGCAUCUCCCAAACCGCGGUCUCAGUGGGUGUUCCUGCUCUGCAGUGGUUAGUACCUACAAACAGUGAACCAGCGGCAGGGUCCUGGGCACCCAAGCCUACUGAUGAUGAGGUCGACCUACUGUAGAUUAAACGUUAAAAUUUCAUUCAUCCUUUUCAAAAGAUUGUGUUUUGUUUGAAUCUUUGUUAAAAUGGUUGAAAAUGAGAAAUACUUCACAUUGGUCUCCUUGAAGAGAAACAGUCAGCAGCUAUAGUGGUGAUAUCACACCUAGAGUGGCUGUUGAAUUUGUCUCAAAAAUUAUCUCAAAUUUCUUGUCACAACAACAGUUUUCAUUGCUUUUAUAUAAGCUUUUCACUGAAUAGUCGACGCAGUUGUGUUCUCCCUGACAGUAGAACUAUGGAAGCAAUUGGAUUCACAGAAGAUGCACAGCGAGCUGCAAAGUGACACGAGUAGCAGCCAUCUGCAGGUGGUCAUAAUGUUCUGGCUGAUCUGUGUAUAUCUAUAAGAUGGCAGUGCUUGUGUUAAACACUGGCCCAGGAAUGUGUUCUUCUUUGGUGGAAACUGUUCAUGUUUUAAAUGCUCUUAUUGCCCCCAAGUCAAAGAAGUGGAACAUGGUGUUGGGGAAGUGUGCAGAGAGGGAUGGAUGACAUGAAAUUCCAUAUAACAGGACACCCUUUUCUAAUAUUUACAUACAUUAAUACAGUAAAAUGUUAAGGGAUGGAAAAUCACAUGUCAAGGUGAUUUUAUUUUUACUUUAUUUAAGAAUG
Messenger RNA from Monopterus albus (swamp eel), 4016 nucleotides. RefSeq names its product kelch-like protein 17. The record is from RefSeq and is a predicted model, not a curated record. NCBI's taxonomy places the organism in Eukaryota, Metazoa, Chordata, Actinopteri, Synbranchiformes, Synbranchidae. Gene Ontology annotation, molecular function: protein binding. The transcript is spliced from 6 exons. The coding region runs from base 313 to 2259 and encodes 648 amino acids.